Molecule: messenger RNA, 1899 nt
Organism: Striga asiatica
Lineage: Eukaryota; Viridiplantae; Streptophyta; Magnoliopsida; Lamiales; Orobanchaceae
Source: the annotation of a GenBank genome assembly
AAAAAAUUAAAUUUAAUAUAAAAUAAGAUAUUUCAGAAUUAUGUUUUGAAAAUGAAUUUUGUAUUGGAGAUUUUCUAUCAAGUAGUAACCGGCAAAGUGCCUAACCCCAAUUAAUCCAGCCUUGUCUCCUCCACCAAUAAUUCCGACGACCUCAGAAUCAAAACACCCCAAAAAUUCGAACCAGUAAACCCUAACCAAUUAAUUAACCUCGCCCAAGUCAGGGAAAAGAAGGGGGGGAAUCCAGAGAACCCUCGCCCCGGAAGAAUGUCGGAGACGCCGGAGAAAACCCCGAUUUCGUUGAUCUCGCCGACGAGCUCCCGCUCUGUCACGGAGACGAUAAACGGGUCGCACCAUUUCGUGAUCCAGGGGUAUUCUCUGGCCAAGGGCAUGGGCAUCGGCAAGCACAUAGCCAGCGACGAAUUCACCGUCGGAGGCUACAAAUGGGCGAUUUACUUCUACCCCGACGGUAAGAACCCGGAGGACAAUUCUUCGUACGUGUCCGUUUUCAUUGCCCUGGCGAGCGAGGGUACGGACGUCCGGGCGCUGUUCGAGCUGACUCUGGUUGACCAGAGCGGGAAAGGGAAACAUAAGGUGCAUAGCCAUUUCGAUCGAUCGCUUGAGAGCGGGCCUUACACGCUUAAAUACCGUGGCAGUAUGUGGGGUUACAAGCGUUUUUUUAGGAGAGCUAUGCUUGAAACUUCAGAUUAUCUCAAAGAUGAUUGCUUGAAGAUCAAUUGUACAGUUGGGGUUGUGGUUUCUGCUAUUGAUUGUUCGAGAUUACAUUCAAUUCAGGUUCCCGAUUCUAAUAUUGGGUCAGAUUUUGGUAUGCUUCUGGAAAAUGUCGAUGGUUCUGAUGUUAUUUUUAAUGUUUCUGGGGAGAGAUUCCAUGCCCACAAGUUGGUAUUGGCUGCCCGUUCCCCUAUACUUCGAUCUGAACUUUUUGAAGAAAUGGAUAGUGCCGAACAAGAAAUUAUAGUAUCAGACAUGGAACCCAAAGUUUUUAAGGCCAUGCUACAUUUUAUCUACAGAGAUGCCUUAGUUGAAGAUGACCUGAUAGCGUCCAGCUCUUGUUCAUCUCCUUUGAUUACUGACACAUUGACUGCGAAGUUACUUGCAGCGGCUGAUCGUUAUGAUUUGGGAAGACUAAGAAGGAUGUGUGAAUCUCGUCUUUGCAAGGAUAUAUCUGUAAAUUCUGUUGCACAUAUACUUGCUUUGGCAGAUCGUUUUCAUGCUGCAGAACUGAAAGCUAUUUGCCUUAGAUUUGCUGCUGAGAACCUGGCAGCUGUUAUGCGUUCGGAUGGGUUUGAGUAUCUGAAAGAGAAUUGCCCGGCCCUACAGUCGGAGCUUUUGAAAACAGUGGCUGGCUGUGACGAGGAUUGCAGCAGCAGUGGUGGCGGAAAGUCGAGAAGCGUGUGGGCUCAGCUUUCUGAUGGUGGCGAUACAUGUGGCAGAAGGUUGAGGAAUUUUGGAGCCAUUAAUGUUGUUGAUGAUUAUGAAAGCUCUUCAGCUGAUGAUGGGUCUAUCAGAUGGCUUCUUCAACCAAUUGGUGAUGGUGACUCGAGGCACAUAGGUUAUAAGGUCGAAAUGCCUGGGCCAUUUGAAAUUCUUUCCAAUGUGGUGACUGUUGGGCGUGAUCGUGAAAAAACCGAUAUAGUUAUUCCAGUGCCGACAGUCUCUUCUCUGCACGCGCGGAUUGAAAGGACAGAUGAGAAUCUGUUGAUUACCGAUUUCAAUAGCACAAACGGUACUUUCAUCAACGAGAGAAGGCUUCAACCGGGUGUUGUUGUCUCGGCAUUACCUGGAAAUCUCAUCACAUUUGGGGACACCAAUUUAGCAAUAUUCAAAGUAUAUAAGAACUUCCAGGUUCCAGGUGAAGAGGAAGGGAUUUCAUCUUCUUGA